AUGGCUUGUUCCUGGGUCUUGUUUGCAGUCAAGUCAGGCUCGAGCGAACUUGUGAGCCUCCUGUGUGCAGAUGGCUCUUUUACCGACACGCUCGACAGCUUCGUGCAACCAGCGCUGGAACACGGAGUGGAUGUCACAAGAGAGCUUCUGCGCCAUGGAGCCAGCUUGGACAAGUGCGAGGGGUUCCUCAUGGAGGCCGUCGAUCGGAAAGACCUACCUCUAAUCCAGCUCUGGGUUCAUGCAGAGAGCCAUAUUCUCUCUUCUCAUUUCCGCCUCGCCCUGCUGCGCUCGCUGGCCCUCCUGAAAGCGGACCCUGCACAAGAGAAAAUCAUCUCAUUUAUGCUCAGCAACAUUCCAUGGACAGACGACGCCCUUCAAAGUAUUCUAUUAUCUGCUGUCAAUACCACAAAUCCUCUAGUGGUCUCUUUGGUCCUGCUGGAAGCCUCUGUCCUGCUUGAAUCUACAAGUCAGCUCUUUGGGGCAAAUGCCCUCCCAAGCAUCAAGGAUGCCGUAUUUUCAAUCCAGACGCCCAGCAGCAGGACGCCAAUCCUGAACCUGCUUGUUAUUGCUGGAAUGGACGCCGACAGCCCUCGGCUACGCACCGAGCUUCUUGAUUCCCUCAAGGAGGAACGCUUUGAGGACAGCCUCGUACUACUACGGCAUGGGACGCGACAGGACAAGGGGGAUUUUCGGGCUCUCGAGUGGGCUGUCGAACACAACCUGCAUCAGAUUCUCCCUCAAAUCCGAGCAACAAGCGAGGCAGCAUCCCGAGCCUUGGGCAAAAUCCCGGCCGAUACUCCAGAGGAGCUUCAAAUCGAAACGGUUCUCGCUCUUGCAAAGAUGGGUGCUGAACCUACCUUUCUCUCUGAACGCCUGAUUCUUGCUGCGCAGAGCCGCCUACAAAGGUUGAGUAGCGUCCUCGUUGGUUGCGGAGCGCGGGUAGACCACCGGAAUGGAAGGGCGCUCGCCAUUGCUCUGCAACACAAAGAUUUUGGCAUGUUGGAUAGUCUUCUAGCCACAGAGUGUCCUGCCGACCUCACCCGCAGACUACUUCCGAAGGCCAUGGCUAUGAACCAUCCCGAAGAUCGAUAUCAAGCCAUGCGGAGACUUCUUCCGAGGAGUGCAACCGGUCCUGAGUUGGAUCAGUCUCUGUUAAAGGCGGUCAUGUUCGAGGGGGUUGCUCAAGAUGGCCGCCUGAUCCAACUUUUGUUGAAGCAUGGAGCAUCGUCUGAGUAUAUUGAGGACGACCAAAACUGUCUUUGCCUCGCGGUUCAGCGCCAAGACACCAGUCUUGUCAAAGGGCUGGUCCUGGCUUGCUCCUCCAAGAUUGUUCUCAACUCGGCCCUGGCGCUGAUACCUAAGAUGAUGAAGGUCAGGGUGCGCAAAGAAGAGAGUAGAGUCUCCAUGACUGUGGCAGUCCCUGAAAGCAAAGUUCUCGCGAUUCUCCUGGCCGUCUUGGCAGGCGGCCAUAAGGAUCUCGCCUUGGGGGAAAUUCUUGUCGCCUCUAUCGCUGCUGUAUAUUUCGACGUCACAAAGGCUGCUCUGCAACACCCAUCCAAGAUCCCCGACGCCGAUUUCGGCAAGGCUUUUGAAACUUGUUUCGAGUUCAGCAAUUUAGCUUCCUUAAAGCUUCUUUGUGGUAGUGCUGAUUUGUCACCCAAAACUCUCUACUCACAAGCUAUCCAUGCUCUAUCACAAGAUCCAUGUGACUGCAAUCUGCUAGCUGUUAUCCUAGAAACCUGCCGAAGAAGAGACGGCUUCCCGCUGGCCAACUUCUUGAAAAUACCCCAGCUGGAAGAUCACAGUCAACGCACCAAGCUGGUUCGCAUGCUCCUUGACAGCGGUGCGCGGGUCGCGUUGUCGGGAUGGAACCUCGUAUCCAAGGCUAUCAUCGAGGGCGACACUCCUAUGCUACUAACGCUGCUCUCUUCCUUGACGAUCUCAGACGAUGAGGAUCGAAAGCUGCUAAGGAAGGCUCUUGAGCUUACGUUAACGGACCCUCGUUGCACAACACCAGAACUGGGUGCCUCUACUAUUCUGAGUUUCGGCCGAGGCGCGGAUAUCGGCCAGCACGAUGCGCUCAUAUCUAUUUCAUCGCAAACGCCGACCAGCGCCCUAGAACUGACCAAAGUGCUGCUGGAGAAUGAAUCCUCAGUAGACUACAGGAAUGGGGCAGCGAUCAGCGCCGCCGUGUCAUCAAAGAACCUCACUCUCCUCAGAAUGCUCUUAGCCAAGAAGCCAUUAAUCAAGUCUCUUCACAAGCCAAUAACCAGAGCCGCUACAAUGGACUGCAACGAGGAAACCAGAUUUUCCAUAUUCCAGUUGCUCUUGCCUGCCGGGGUCGAGGUGGACGGGCUUGAUGAUGCUUUGCUUCCGUGUCUUCUAAGAGGUACAAUCUCACAGUCGACUUCCAAGCUUCUACUCGACCGGGGUGCAUCAGCUGGCAAAGCUCUCAAGCCUGUCAUCGAGGCUGGUCUGGUAGACUCACUUGGAUUGGCCCUCCAGUACGCCACAAGUUCCCCAGACGUCAACGAAGCUUUUGUAGCGGCUCGGAGUGCAUCCCUGGAUAAAAAGACGAGGCUUGAACUAUACCGCCUGCUGUUGGUAAGAAGAGAUGUGGUAUCAGCCACUAAUCUGGGGCAUGCGCUGUUUGAGUCUGUGAAAAGGGAUGUCUGGUCAACGGACAUACCGCGUCUUCUUCUAGAGCACGGAGCGUCCGUAAACUAUGAGAGCGCUUUGGCACUACGCCUAGCAAUCCUAGCAAAAUCGGAGGCCAUGACAAAAUUGUUACUGGCUGGUCCACUUGGUCCUGAGUCUGUGGAGGCCGCUUUCGACGUCGCGGUAACUGCCGAACUAGCAGAUGACCAUCGCAUGGGAUUACAUAAGAGCCUCCUCGAGAGAGGUGUAAGCUGCAAGAGCAAGACGAACGCCCUUUUCCGUGCCAUUGAGAACGGGAAAAUCGACUUGGUUGAUCUUCUUCUCUCCGCGGGCGCAGAUCCGGCGGCGAGAGAUGUCGAUGGACACACGCCCCUCUUCAAUGCUGUCAAAAGACAGGCCUUGGCUAUCGUUUCCGCUUUGUUGCGGUGCAAUAUACCGAAAAAUGACUGCAGUCUGCAUUUAGCGGCUGAAAAAUGCCUCCCCGAAGUUGUUUCGCUUCUUUUAGAUGCAGGCCACGAACCUAUGUAUCCCUCUCCGUCAGACGGAUCAACUCCCAUUUCUGUCUUGUGUCGGGCAGGCAAGGCGACCUCUGAGACGCCUUCACGAUUCACAACAACCCUUCAGAGGCUGCUUCCUGUUAGCGACCUGAUUUGGAAGCAGGGAGGCAAGUCGAUUCUACACUUUGCCAUUGAGAAUAGACACGACCCCCUGGCAGCGGUGAAUCAGCUUAUCGAAGUCGGUGAGAUCUGGAGACGGCCACAAAAGCAGGAUGAGUACAUGUACAUCAAUGACUCGGAGUUGUGUUACUCACCAACCAUGUACGCCAAGCUAUUGUGCCCAAUCCUGCAAGAGGGCACACGGCGGGCAGUUGUUGAUCGUCUAGAAGCUGCCGGUUUCACUGAUAGGUAUUUUGCGAGGGUCGGGGGACAGCCUCCUAGCGCCUGUGGAUUUUCUCCAGAAGUGGCCGCCAGGGUACAAGAGGGACUUCAGGCUGAAUGGGACAUGCGGGAGAGUAUGAGAAGGGCAGAGGAACUCGCAAAACACCAAGGACGACUCUUGGCCCAAGAACACCAAAUCGCUCUUGUUCGGCAGACAGAGUUGGUAAAGCUGGCGGAAAGGGCCAAUCUUCUGAUGGGAGAGGCUCUUUCGAGACAGAAGUUACUGGAAGAAGUAAGAGAGGAAAUGAAGGAUGCGGAUGAGAAGUGGCUGGGGAUGAUGAAAGAACAAAAGGACGCCAUGGAAACGGUGAUGAAGCUGGCCGUGAAGCAAGAGUCGUCUUUCAUGAGUAGGAUUGAAGAGGCUCGGGCGGCACGAUGGAGAUAA
This is a messenger RNA of Ilyonectria robusta, 3981 nucleotides long. RefSeq lists its product as uncharacterized. The transcript has a single exon. Gene Ontology annotation, molecular function: protein binding. Lineage: Eukaryota; Fungi; Ascomycota; Sordariomycetes; Hypocreales; Nectriaceae. Bases 1 to 3981 code for a protein of 1326 amino acids. The record is from RefSeq and is a predicted model, not a curated record.